UUUAUUUUAGCAAUAUUUGAAAUAAAUACGAAUAAGGAUUUGUAAGAAACCUGUAAUGUUAUGCUGUAGCAGAUUGGUGCAACUCACGACAGUUUGUGCCAAACUCAAACAUUCUACAUUGGGGGCUUGUUUCGGCAUAUUCAGAUUUAAAAAUGAAAGAUCCAAAAAUUGUUCCAGUUUUCGCUCAAAUGCUACAAACGCAUUUGCGGUUGAUGACCAGAAACUUAUAAAAUAUUUUUUCCACCUGAAAAAAUUAAACGAUGAGUUCGUAAAAUCUAAACAUAAAGGGGAAAACAGACAAGCCUGGCCAGCGCUGUUGUUAGAGGAGCUUGGUGGAAGAGGAAAGUCAGCAAUGGAAAAGUUGUUCAAUAUAUCUGUUGUGGUAGAGACGCUUAAUGAGCGCCUUCAUGAUUUGGGUGAAAUUGAAAAACUUUCCAAAGAAUUUAAAUCUGAUGAAGAAAUGUUUAAAGAAACAGAAAUUGAGAGACGAAGCUUGGAGGAUGAAAUAUCGGAAAUAAAAACCUCCAUAGUCGAGUCUCUGGUGACUGAUAAAGAUAGUGAAGAUAAUGAUGGUGCAGUGUUGGAAGUUACACCUGGUAUUGGGGGUGUGGAGGCUGCUAUGUUUGCUACAGAAAUAUUUGAUAUGUAUCAAAAGUUUUGCCACAGAAGUGGGUAUGAUUUAGAUGUGGUUGAAUAUGACAUGGGCGAAAACGGGGCGCUGGUUAAAGCGAAUGCUGUUGUUUCCUCUGGUGAUGGGUAUGCUUACUCCCUGUUUAAGCAUGAAGCAGGAAUCCAUAGAGUUCAGCGCGUGCCAAAGACUGAAAAAUCUGGCCGACUUCAUACAAGCACUGUGUCUGUCGCUGUGUUGCCCAAAAGCAAUGAAAUAUUGCCACCACUGCAGCGUAAAGAUUUAAAGAUAACAUUCAGUAAGUCUUCAGGUCAUGGUGGCCAGCAUGCAAAUUCAACCUUGUCCUGUGCAGUUGUGUGUCACAUACCUACAGGCAACAUAGUAAGAGUAGAAGAAACCAGGUGUCAGAAAACAAACCUGGACCGAGCACAACAGAAGCUCACCCACAUUGUGCAUAGUGAAGCAAUGAAAGCCAAACAAGCGCAAGUCAAUUCUGUUCGUCGCAAGCAGACAAGAAGCAGAGAAAGAUCGGACAAAAUACGAACCUACAAUUUCCACCAUAGUCGAAUCACUGACCACAGAAUAGGCGUCACACUUAGUGGAAUUGAAGAGUUUUUAAAUGGUGGGGCUGUAUUUGAGAAGUUGUUAUAUAAACUGGAGGAGAAUAGUUUAUCAGAAGAACGAGCGGCUGUAAUUCAAGCUUUAAUUGAUGAAGCCAAUUUAUAGUUGUUUUAUUUUUUUACAAAUUAUACUUAUUUUCUGAUUUAUUAUGAUAUUAAUGAUCAUUAAAGUAGUCGUUUUAUGUCUUAAUAUUUGACCUUAACCUAAACAAAAAUAAAGAGAAAUAUUUUUGGGAAUUUGACUUAGUUUUCUAGUUAUUUCAUAACUUAAACUGCUGUGUCUAGUGUGUACUAGGCACUUAUGUUGUUCGUAACAUGCCAACUCAUACUCACAGUUCCCAUAUCAUGCUUCACUGUGAUUUAUUUACUCACUUAUUUUUGUUUUAAAUUAUUAGACAUAAUAUUACAAACUUAUCG
Messenger RNA from Ciona intestinalis (vase tunicate), 1665 nucleotides. RefSeq names its product peptide chain release factor 1-like, mitochondrial. Lineage: Eukaryota; Metazoa; Chordata; Ascidiacea; Phlebobranchia; Cionidae. The record is from RefSeq and is a predicted model, not a curated record. Gene Ontology annotation, biological process: translational termination. Gene Ontology annotation, molecular function: translation release factor activity.